Epinephelus moara (kelp grouper) is the source of this 1958-nucleotide messenger RNA. RefSeq names its product sodium/potassium-transporting ATPase subunit beta-3-like. The record is from RefSeq and is a predicted model, not a curated record. Gene Ontology annotation, biological process: sodium ion export across plasma membrane; intracellular potassium ion homeostasis; intracellular sodium ion homeostasis. Bases 1 to 504 code for a protein of 167 amino acids. NCBI's taxonomy places the organism in Eukaryota, Metazoa, Chordata, Actinopteri, Perciformes, Serranidae. Gene Ontology annotation, cellular component: sodium:potassium-exchanging ATPase complex. Gene Ontology annotation, molecular function: ATPase activator activity. The transcript is spliced from 5 exons.
AUGCUGAUUGAAUAUAAUGACAGUGUUCAGGAGGGUAACGACUUGUGUCUGGUGGGUGAAUACACUGAACAAGACGACGAGCCUGUAAAGAAAGUUUGUCAGUUUAAGCGCAGUACGCUGCGUCAGUGCUCAGGUCUACCCGACACCAGCUUUGGAUAUGCUGAGGGAAAACCAUGCAUCAUCAUCAAGAUGAACCGGGUAAUCGGACUGAAACCACGGGGAGACCCCUACAUCAGCUGUACUGCCAAGAGAGACAGUCUGUUAGAGAUGCAGUACUUCCCCUCAGAAGGUCGUCUGGAUAAAAUGUUCUUCCCGUACUAUGGCAGGAAAGCUCAUUCUGACUAUGUGCAGCCGCUGGUCGCAGUGCAGUUGUUGUUAUCCAAAGAAGACUUCAAUGUCGAGCAGACCGUGGAGUGUAAAAUCGAGGGUUCAGACCUGCGUAACAACGAUGACCGGGACAAGUUUUUGGGUCGUGUCAUUUUCCGGGUCAAAGUGUCUGAGUAACUGGAUCCUACAGUUGCCAUGGAGACCACAAACUGGGUUUAACUUGGAGAUCGACGUCCAGUUUUAGACACUUUGAAAUCCAGACCUGAUCUUAUCCUGGACAUCUGAAUGUGGUUUAUCCUGUUCAGACUCUAUGAGGAAACCAGAUCUGGACCACUGACAGCUCAUAAUGGUUACGCUUCCAGAACCCUUUAGACCUGAUUGUGGUGUGGUCCAGAUCUGGAUCAGACCUAGACCUUAACCUGAACCCUGGUGUGGGUGUUUGAUUCAGUGGUGUAAAUGUGCUCCUCUGUUAUCCAAACAGAAAACAGUGUGACUAAUGUAUUCAGAGAGUUGGAGCAGAUCAGGUCUGUGGUGGAAGCAUGUCCAGCCAGUUGCACAAUGAUGUGUUGUUUUUUUAAUUUAUGUAAAAUAGUGAUGUAAUGAAAACAACAAUAAGAGCCCAGCAGCUUGGCACAAACUGAGUUCACCACAGAAAGAUGACGGAAAAAUCAAGUCUGAUUCAAUGACUUUUCUUCUACAGUGAAUUAUUAAUGCCACAGUAACGUCCUUUAUACAUUUUUAUUUAUAAUAAUAAUAAUAAUAAUAAUGAUAAUAAUAAUAAUACUGCCUCCAAGUUUUCAACAGGAAGUGGACUCAGAGAGCAGAAACUAUGAAGACCUUUGAGGAGGGUUUGUUGGGGUUUUUGCUAUCAGAUGAAAAUAUUUCAAACAAAAGUUUGAUGUAGCAGCAGGAUGGUUUGACAGUAAUGUGAUCAUUGAUUAUCCAUACAUAAACCUUAUUAAUAACAACAUUAAAGUAUUUCAGUUCACACAAAGAUUUCAGUGUCAGUACAAAGUUUUCACAGAUAAUUUCAACGUAAAUUCAGAAAUGUCGGGACGUUUAUUCCCUGAUUUAAAGUGAAGCUUCAGGGUUGAAGUUGUUAAUGUAGGAAAAGUGUUAAUCUGUAACUGAUAAUAAUGAAGAUAACAGGUCCUGUAGAGGGUUGUCUGUUUGACACACAGCUGCAGUAAAGUGAAUUAACACCACACUGUGAUGAAGAACACCGCUCCGGCUGCUGGGACACCCCCCCCCCCUGUACUUUUAAAUAUACUUUAUGAAUAUAAUGAGUUGUGUCUGUGUAUUUUCAACCUGUUGUUGUACAGUUUUUAUUGUAUGUGAAUUUCAGUGCGAUUCCAACGAUUACUGUAGUGUGAGUAUUGACCAUGAUAACAUCAACAAUAGAAAUCCAAUCAUUUGCAGCAAACAACAUCUCAAUGUUGACAUCAUGUGAUCGUUUCUAGCUUGAAUGAAAGAGACUGAAUGAUGGUUUAUUGUUUGUAUUCUUUCAUCAGAAACUGGUGAUGAUGUAUUUACACUGCUGCAAUUAAAACAGAAAGAUACAGAGUAAGAUGUCAUUAUUAAAACAGUGAUUCUCAUCGACUGUAUCAGACCAUGUUUUGAUGUGCACUUUG